AUGAUCAAACAUGUUUUACUAUUACACGGUUCCGCAGAUAUUUCCGUUUUCAUACGGAAGCGCCAUCCUCAGCUGAAGACAGGAUCUAUCAAUCUAUGUAUGACAGAUGUUUGUGUUCAAGCCCGCCGCGUGGCCAAUAAUCAGCGAAGUCGUCAACAUCCAAGCCGCCUGAACUCGUUCCCGAAUGAAGCCCACUCGGUCUACUCGGCAGAGCUAACAAGUACCGAACCAUCCAGUUCAAGCACUGUUGGUUUGAUGGGCUUGAAAAGUCGCGUGUCCGGUGCAAUGCGAGCGGCUGAUGUGAAUUCAGUGGACAAGGAGCCUAUUAGUCUGGUUCACGAGAGCAAGCUAUCUCAUAAGCUGGCUUCUCCGUGCUCGGAUUCAUGGCUACAAUCAAAUCGGAGUUUAGACGAACGCUUGGGCAACUUCAGUAGUGUCCCGCAAGAGGAAAGAUUAUUCGACUUGGGAGCACCCGCACUCAACAACUCCGCAUCUACCGAAUCGAGUGAUGUGUGCUUAAGUCUUCGUCAAUCUCCUGGCUCACGAACGGCACAUAGUCCACAAACUCAUCCACAUAUUCUUUGA
This is a messenger RNA of Opisthorchis viverrini, 585 nucleotides long. RefSeq lists its product as hypothetical. NCBI's taxonomy places the organism in Eukaryota, Metazoa, Platyhelminthes, Trematoda, Opisthorchiida, Opisthorchiidae. The transcript has 2 exons. The coding region runs from base 1 to 585 and encodes 194 amino acids. The record is from RefSeq and is a predicted model, not a curated record.